Messenger RNA from Budorcas taxicolor (takin), 3875 nucleotides. It is a transcript of the gene GIT1, whose product is annotated as GIT ArfGAP 1. The transcript has 20 exons. Gene Ontology annotation, molecular function: protein binding; GTPase activator activity. Gene Ontology annotation, biological process: brain development; regulation of ARF protein signal transduction. The coding region runs from base 13 to 2298 and encodes 761 amino acids. NCBI's taxonomy places the organism in Eukaryota, Metazoa, Chordata, Mammalia, Artiodactyla, Bovidae. The record is from RefSeq and is a predicted model, not a curated record.
UCGCCGCUGAGGAUGUCCCGGAAGGGGCCGCGAGCGGAGGUGUGUGCGGACUGCAGCGCCCCGGACCCCGGCUGGGCCUCCAUCAGCAGGGGCGUGCUGGUGUGUGACGAGUGCUGCAGUGUGCACCGGAGUCUGGGACGCCACAUCUCCAUCGUCAAGCACCUCCGCCACAGCGCCUGGCCCCCCACCCUGCUGCAGAUGGUGCACACGCUCGCCAGCAACGGGGCCAACUCCAUCUGGGAGCACUCCCUGCUGGACCCCGCGCAGGUGCAGAGCGGCCGGCGUAAAGCCAACCCCCAAGACAAAGUCCACCCCAUCAAGUCUGAGUUCAUCAGGGCCAAGUACCAGAUGCUGGCUUUUGUGCACAAGCUGCCCUGCCGGGAUGAUGACGGAGUCACCGCCAAAGACCUCAGCAAGCAAUUGCACUCAAGCGUGCGAACGGGCAACCUGGAGACAUGUCUGCGCCUGCUGUCCCUGGGCGCCCAGGCCAACUUCUUCCACCCCGAGAAGGGCACCACACCUCUGCAUGUGGCUGCCAAGGCAGGUCAGACGCUGCAGGCCGAGCUGCUUGUGGUAUAUGGGGCUGACCCUGGCUCCCCAGAUGUUAACGGCCGUACACCCAUUGAUUAUGCCAGGCAGGCGGGGCACCAUGAGCUGGCGGAACGGCUAGUCGAGUGCCAGUACGAGCUCACUGACCGGUUGGCCUUCUAUCUCUGUGGGCGCAAGCCGGAUCACAAGAAUGGGCAUUACAUCAUCCCACAGAUGGCAGACAGCCUGGACCUGUCCGAGUUGGCCAAAGCUGCCAAGAAGAAGCUGCAGGCGCUCAGCAACCGGCUUUUUGAAGAACUAGCCAUGGAUGUGUAUGACGAGGUGGAUCGAAGGGAAAAUGAUGCUGUGUGGCUGGCGACCCAGAACCACAGCACCCUGGUGACGGAGCGCAGCGCUGUGCCCUUCCUGCCCGUGAACCCUGAGUACUCAGCCACACGGAAUCAGGGGCGACAGAAGCUGGCCCGCUUUAACGCCCGGGAGUUUGCCACCUUGAUCAUCGACAUCCUCAGCGAGGCCAAGAGGAGACAGCAGGGCAAGAGCCUGGGCAGCCCCACAGACAACCUCGAGCUGUCCGCACGGGGCCAGAGCGACCUGGACGACCAGCACGACUACGACAGCGUGGCCUCGGACGAGGACACAGACCAGGAGCCCCUGCGCAGUGCCGGUGCCACGCGGAACAACCGAGCUCGGAGCAUGGACUCCUCAGACCUGUCAGACGGGGCUGUGACGCUGCAGGAGUACCUGGAGUUGAAGAAGGCCCUGGCCGCCUCCGAGGCCAAGGUGCAGCAGCUCAUGAAGGUCAACAGCAGCCUGAGCGAUGAGCUCCGGAGGCUGCAGAGGGAGAUCCACAAGCUGCAGGCCGAGAACCUGCAGAUCCGGCAGCCACCGGGGCCAGUGCCCACACCCCCUCUCCCCAGCGAGCGAGCCGAGCACGCACCCGUGGGGCCUGGCGGGAGCACUCACCGCAGGGACCGCCAGGCCUUUUCUAUGUAUGAACCAGGCUCCGCCCUGAAGCCCUUUGGGGGCCCACCCGGGGACGAGCUCACUACCCGGCUCCAGCCUUUCCACAGCACCGAGCUGGAGGACGACGCCAUCUAUUCAGCGCACGUCCCUGCCGGCCUUUACCGGAUCCGGAAGGGGGUGUCGGCCUCAGCUGUGCCCUUCACUCCCUCCUCCCCACUGCUGUCGUGCUCCCAGGAAGGAAGCCGCCACACGAGCAAGCUCUCCCGCCACGGCAGCGGCGCAGACAGUGACUAUGAGAACACGCAAAGUGGGGACCCGCUGCUGAGCCUGGAAGGGAAGAGGUUUCUGGAGCUGGGCAAGGAAGAGGACUUCCACCCAGAGUUGGAAAGCCUGGAUGGCGACCUCGACCCCGGGCUUCCCAGCACGGAGGAUGUCAUCCUGAAGACGGAGCAGGUCACCAAGAACAUUCAGGAGCUACUGCGGGCAGCCCAGGAAUUCAAGCACGACAGCUUCGUGCCCUGCUCAGAGAAGAUCCAUCUGGCUGUGACUGAGAUGGCCUCUCUCUUCCCGAAGAGGCCCGCCCUGGAGCCCGUUCGGAGCUCCCUGCGGCUGCUCAACGCCAGCGCCUACCGGCUGCAGAGCGAGUGCAGAAAGACGGCGCCCCCGGAGCCCGGCGCCCCCGUGGACUUCCAGCUGCUGACUCAGCAGGUGAUCCAGUGCGCCUACGACAUCGCCAAGGCCGCCAAGCAGCUGGUCACCAUCACCACCCGCGAGAAGAAGCAGUGACCACUGUCCCCGAACCCUCACCCGCACCCUGGGACCUCACUGGCCGUGGGAGCUGGGCCACCCCAGAUACUCAUCCCCGCCCCCACCGAGCCGCUGGCCCAAGUGCCCUUAGCGCUGCCACUGCUCCCGGCAGCCAGGUGCCCUGGUGCCCGUCCCCCUCGAGCCCCCAAGGAUGGGGAGGUGAGGUGGCAGGAGCUUCUGCCCCCACAUUCCAUGCACCCCUCCCUGUACAUAGCCCCCUACCCCUCUAGCGUGCAGGGGCCUGCAAGGCGGCACUCCCAACCCCAUGCCCUCGGGGGCACCCUCAGCCAAGGGUCGGGUGGGGACACUCCAAGUGGGGCAGCUCCCCUGAUGCACCCCACCCCCAUGAGCCAGUCCAGCCCUCCUGGGGGCUGAGCCGGGGGGGGCAUCCCCCCUUGUACAUAAUGCCUGUGGAUGUCCCCACCCUGUAGCCACCAGCCCCCUGCUGCUCUCUCCUUCAAUGCCAAACGGCCCCACCUAGGGCACAGGCCCCAACCUGUGUCCCCGGGGUCCCCAGCAGCAAACACUGGAAAAGUCUAAUCUUUUUUUUUUUCCUCUCUUUUCCACCCCUUAAUUUUAACGUUGUGGUAACUGAGUGUGCCUGUGUGUGAGUGUGCGGGGCGGCAGUGCCGUUCCAGAGGCCUGGCCCAUCUGGGGUUUCGUGAGGGGUGAGGGGACCAGGGUUUGGCUUUGACCCCCCCCAUCCUGGGGCCAGGGGCUGGGGGAGGGAACCAGCUGGGUCCUGCCCUCUGCCUCCCCUCAUUGCUCCCCCCACUCAUACCCUCUAUGAACUUAAAGGAAAACCACUUCGCUCCAUCUCUCUUCCCCUCCCUUAUGGAGGGGGAAAGUGCCAGCUGGGGCAGAGAACUGAGCACCCGAGCCUGGGGCUGGCUCCCCGGGGUCCCCGACGAAGCUGAGAGCCCCUCCCUGUAACCUCUGAGAGGCCAGCGCCUGCGGUGUCUGGGUCCCUGCAGCCUGGGCUGCAGCCUGGGAAGGCAGAUGACAGCACCUACCAGCUCCUCUCCCUGCCCCACCUCUGUCCCAGGGGCCAGGCUCUACCUGUGUGGUGGUGGGUGGGCUGACUGUCAAGACAUGUGUCAUGUACAUUUGUAUCAAAAAUAAAUAAGUGACCAUGUGCUCUUUUCUGAUGCUUUGGGAACUCUGGGAGGAGGGAUCAGGGAGGUGCAGACCUGAAACGGACCAACCUGGCAAAAGUAUGAAGCUAGUGAAAACGGUGACUGCUGCAGCCCCCAUACUGAAGGGGAGGGAAGCCCCUUGUCUUCUGUUAGCGGGGUCCUGCAAAUAAUGUUUCAGUAACUACCACCAGCGUCCUGCCACCUGCUCGCCCAUGGUGGUGGGAAGGGUCUACCACGUUACUAAAACCAGGAUCUGAGGCCAGGUUGGCAAGAAGCGGCAAGCAGAGGGUGCCUGACUUGAUGCUGUAACCCCCUCCCUACCUCAAACACGACCUACGUGACCUAGGACAGUGUCCCUGGCGGGAGUGAGUCUGUGUGGCCGAUGCACAAGCUCAACUCCAACCUCUACUAAAAUAAUUU